This is a messenger RNA of Malus domestica (apple), 3662 nucleotides long. RefSeq names its product probable LRR receptor-like serine/threonine-protein kinase At3g47570. Gene Ontology annotation, molecular function: ATP binding; protein kinase activity; protein binding. Gene Ontology annotation, biological process: protein phosphorylation. Lineage: Eukaryota; Viridiplantae; Streptophyta; Magnoliopsida; Rosales; Rosaceae. The record is from RefSeq and is a predicted model, not a curated record.
UAUUGUUGAUAUCAGCUGCCCUUUUUGACAAAAGCAGCACCCAGAAUCAAUCAGUGGAUCACGCUUAUCAACUGACGAACAAUUUAAAGAUCAAGAUUAAUAGCAGCAGUGGUACCAAGCUUUCAGAAAUUCAGAUUUUUUAUUUCUAGCAAACAAGAACGGAGAAAAUCACAAAUUUAUAGCUGCUGCAGACUGCAAAAUGUUGAAGGCAUGAUUUCCCCUUCCCCCAGCUGAGUAUUUCAAUCAGGCACUAACUCAUCAUUUAGGAUGACGCAUUCGUCUAUGCACGAUGGGAAGCAGAUUUUGUCUAAAUUCCUAUAUGGGUUCAUUCUUUUAUACAUGAGCACAGGUCUGGAAUCUGCAGCAUUGUCAAACAGUACUUUUGGAAAUGAAUCCGACAGACUGGCACUGCUAGACUUCAAGAAAAGAAUCACCGAAGAUCCCCAACAUAUCAUGAGCUCAUGGAAUGAUUCCACCCAUUUCUGUGGCUGGAGAGGUGUUACAUGCAACAAUUCCAACAAAAGAGUCCUGACAUUGAAGUUGAAUUCUCAAAAUUUGGUAGGCUCCUUAACCCCUUCUAUUGGAAACCUCACUUAUCUUACUGGGAUUAACCUUACGAGCAACGGCUUCCAUGGUGAAAUUCCUCAAGAAAUCGGUCGAUUAAGAAGCUUGGAAUAUCUCAACCUGUCUUACAAUUCCUUCGGCGGAAAAAUUCCAACCAAUAUGUCUUCUUGUACCCAACUAAAAGUGCUCAGUAUUUAUUCCAACAAGCUUACCGGGUCGAUUCCUGACCAACUCAGCUCGUUGUUGAACUUAAAUCAUCUAUGGGUUGAUGAGAACAAUCUCACCGGAACCAUCCCUUAUUGGGUAGGAAACUUCUCUUAUUUGAAAACUGUUUAUCUUGGCAGCAACAAUUUACAAGGAAUCAUACCUAAGGAAUUUAGGCGUCUAACAAGCUUGGAGAGAUUCUCACUUCAGGGGAAUAAUUUAUCUGGUCUGGUCCCUUCUUCAAUCUAUAAUAUUUCUUCCAUAUACCUUUUCGAUGUUACUGAGAACCAGCUGCAAGGAGAGAUACCACCAAAUGUCGGCAAUACUCUUCCUAAUCUCAUAGGGUUUUUCGCUGGGGCCAACAAGUUCACAGGGCGUGUUCCUGUCUCAUUUGGAAAUGCUUCUAGACUUGAGAGGCUUGAUGUGUUCAGAAAUUCUCUCACUGGGGCACUCCACGGUGAAAAUCUUGGAAGCUUACGGAGCUUAGUUUGGCUAAACUUUGAAGAAAAUAGACUAGGAAGUGGAAAACCCGGUGACUUGACUUUUCUUACUUUCUUGGCUAAUUGUACUCGUUUGGAGACUUUAGGACUUUAUGGUAAUCGUUUUGGAGGAGAACUGCCAGGAUCUAUAGCCAAUCUGUCAACCCAACUAAUUAGUCUUACUCUGGGGGGUAAUAUGAUACAUGGAGUCAUCCCUGAGGGUAUUGGAUAUCUUGUAAACUUGACAGUCCUAGUACUAGAACAUAACAAUUUUGGUGGUACUGUCCCUAAUACAAUUGGGAAGCUUCAGAAAUUAGUGGAGUUGUAUCUGAAUAGUAACAAACUUUCUGGGCCAAUUCCUUCCUCCCUGGGUAACUUGUCUGCAUUGACAAACCUCUACUUGGACUGGAAUAUGUUCGAGGGAAGCAUCCCUCCAAGUCUUGCCAACUGCCAAUUUCUACUGAUACUUUACCUUUCUCAUAACAAUCUAUCUGGUUCCAUACCUAAACAGCUGCUUGCGCUUUCAUCCCUUUCCAUGUCUUUGAACAUGUCUCACAAUUCUUUGACUGGUUCACUACCAUCCGAAGUGGGUGAUUUGGUAAAUCUCGCAGAGCUAGAUGUAUCAGAAAACAAGUUAUCAGGUGAAAUCCCACAAACUCUAGGUAGUUGUAUAAUGUUGGUGCGCCUGCAUUUAGAAGGUAACAAAUUUGAGGGAAUAAUUCCUCAAUCUCUUAAAAAUUUAAGAAGCUUGGAAGAGAUAGAUGUUUCGGGCAAUAACUUAUCUGGGCAGCUUCCUGAAUUUCUAGGCAAGUUUACACUACUUGAGAAACUUAAUCUUUCUCAUAAUAAUUUUGAGGGUGAAUUACCUAAAGAAGGGAUAUUUUUUAACGCAAGUGGCGUGUCAGUUCUUGGAAAUGAUAGGCUCUGUGGUGGCAUCCCACAAUUGCAUCUGCCUGCAUGCUCCCACAAAAAGCCCCAUUCAACUCGAGGACUACUUGCCCUGAAAGUAGUCAUCCCUAUAGCUUCUUCUCUUGCACUCAUAAUUGCUCUAUCAUGCUUUAUUGCUGCUUGUUCAAUGGUGAAAAGGUCAAGACGCAAACCUGUGACUUUACGUUCUUAUGAGGACUGGAAAUCAGGUCUCUCGUACUCUGAACUCUUUGAAUCAACUAAUGGUUUCUCUAUAGACAAUCUGAUUGGUUCGGGAAGUUUUGGUUCUGUUUACAAAGGAGUACUAUCAAGUGAUGUAGCAAUAGUUGCCGUUAAGGUAUUGAACCUUCAACAACCAGGAGCUUCCAAGAGUUUUAUUGAUGAAUGCAAAACUUUGAAAAGUAUAAGGCACCGUAAUCUCCUCAAGAUCAUAACUGCAUGCUCAAGCAUUGACAAUCAAGGUAAUGACUUCAAAAGUCUAGUUUUUGAGUUCAUGGAAAAUGGAAGUCUAGAUCCGUGGAUUCAUCCCAAAGGUGAUGAGCAAUCUCAAACAAAGAGAAAAUUGAGCCUUACCGAAAGACUAGAUAUUGCAAUUGAUGUUGCUUCUGCAUUAGAUUAUCUACACUACCAAUGUGAAACGCCUAUUGUUCACUGUGAUCUAAAGCCAAGCAAUGUGCUUCUUGAUGAAGACAUGGUAGCCCAUGUUGGUGACUUUGGAUUAGCAAGGUUCCUUUUGGAAGCUUCAAAUUCGAACAAUCUUGCCGCAAGUCAAACAAUGUCAGCAGGUCUAAAGGGUUCCAUAGGCUACAUUCCUCCAGAGUAUGGCAUGGCAGGCCAAGUUUCUAUACUUGGAGAUACUUAUAGCUACGGGAUACUGCUACUAGAAAUGUUCACAGGAAAAAGCCCUACUGAUGAUGUGUUUAUAGAUGGUCAAAGCAUUCACCGUUUCACAGCCAUGGCGUUGCCAGACCAUGUCAUGGACGUUGUUGACCGUUCAUUGCUCCUUGAAAUAUAUGAUCCGGAUGCUGAUGAUGAAGAAUACAACAAUGAAAUACAAGAAGGACCAAUUACAAAAUAUCAAGAUCGGAGCUCAGCCCAAGCGAAAAGAUUAGAGGAGUGCUUGGUUUCUGUGAUGGAAAUAGGGCUCGCAUGCUCUUCAAUAUCGCCCGCAGAGCGGAUGCCAAUGAAUGUUGUUGUUAACAAACUGAAGUCAAUUAGAGAAUCAUACCUCAAUCGAAGACGAACACGCUACUGAUGCUCAAGCAAGUAUGUUGCCUAAUUUAAACAUGUAUCCCCAUAUAUCAGCAAGCUAGUAUUCCACCGUUCGUUAUACGUCAGCUCUAAUUUUCUUUCGAUAUGUCUUUUAAUUUAAAACCAAUCUGCUUCGCAUUAGAAGGCAUUGCUCUCGUGUGUUUUUUUGUUUCUUCUCUUGCUUUGUACAUUACACGUUUAUAUAUUCAGUUCAAGCAGACGAUGUGAGCUUCUGAA